AUGGAAACGGGGCAGGAGAUUGUGGUGGCGGCAGCGGCGGCUCUGGUGGCGGCGAUGGGGGCUCCUCCGACGACUUCUUUGGCACCUGGGUUCAGGUUUCAUCCAACGGACGAGGAGUUGGUGAGGUAUUAUUUGAGGAGGAAAGUUUGUGCGAUGCCUUUCAGGUUUGAAGCAAUUAGUGAAAUUGAUGUCUACAAAUCUGAGCCAUGGGAGCUUGAUGAGCAUUCGUUGCUGAAGACGAGAGAUCUGGAGUGGUACUUCUUUAGCCCUGUGGAUAAGAAGUACGGGAGUGGAUCCCGCCUCAAUCGCGCCACUGGGCAAGGGUACUGGAAGGCAACCGGGAAGGACCGCCCGGUGAAACACAAGGACGAGUCCAUUGGAAUGAAGAAAACGCUCAUUUUCCACAUCGGACGCGCCCAUGAUGGAAAGCGGACUGAUUGGGUGAUGCACGAGUACCGGCUGUGCGACACAGAACUAGGAAACGCCGGCAUUCUACAGGAUGCAUUUGUGCUCUGCAAAAUCUUCCACAAGAGUGGCGCCGGACCACCUAAUGGGGACCGAUAUGCCCCAUUUAUCGAAGAGGAAUGGGAUGAGGACGCCCCGCUUGUGGUCCCCGGGGAAGUCAUGGAAGAUGGCGUGGCAAAUGGCGAUGAGCAUCAUGAGAUCUUGUCAUUACUAUUUUCUAACAAUCUGUCUCAAAAUGUGUUGCAGGAUGUGCAACCUCUCGUUGCCCCGGCCGAUACCCCCAGCGUCCCUCUCCUGUCGAAGAGGGAUCCUGCACCCAGACCGGAGCACCUCUUGCUGGACAUCGGCAAGAGACCAAAGCGCGAUGAUCCAAACUGCAGCAUCGCCAACGGAUCCGAGGACUCCACCUCGACAAGGAUGAUGACGAAAACCAACUCCCCGCCUGUAGAGAUCCCCCUUCUCGAGACCCUAGGCGCGAGCGACAACCUCCCGGGAAGCACGUCCACGUUUAACUCGGCGGAACUGGAAAAAUCCGUCCCUCCCGGCUACCUCAAGUUCAUCGACAACUUAGAGAAAGAGAUCAUCGAGAUCUCGAUGGACAGGGAGAGGCUGAAGAUUGAAUUGAUGAGAGCGCAAGCGAUGAUCAGCAUUCUUCAAUCCCGAGUUGAGGCCUUGACCAAGGAAAACACGGAGCGCGAGAGACGUGAAUAG
Salvia hispanica is the source of this 1176-nucleotide messenger RNA. NCBI's taxonomy places the organism in Eukaryota, Viridiplantae, Streptophyta, Magnoliopsida, Lamiales, Lamiaceae. The record is from RefSeq and is a predicted model, not a curated record.